Messenger RNA from Jaculus jaculus (lesser Egyptian jerboa), 1047 nucleotides. Its product is annotated as vomeronasal type-1 receptor 4-like. The record is from RefSeq and is a predicted model, not a curated record. Gene Ontology annotation, biological process: G protein-coupled receptor signaling pathway. Lineage: Eukaryota; Metazoa; Chordata; Mammalia; Rodentia; Dipodidae. The transcript is spliced from 4 exons. Gene Ontology annotation, molecular function: pheromone receptor activity. The coding region runs from base 1 to 1047 and encodes 348 amino acids. Gene Ontology annotation, cellular component: membrane.
AUGGGCUCCAGGAACUUGAUAAUUGGAAUAUUGUUCUUAUCACAGACCACAGCUGGACUUCUAGGAAAUCUCUCUUUCCUUUCCCACUAUCUAGUUGUUUAUUAUCGUGAACAUUCACUGAAGACCACUGAUUUGAUCCUCAAACACUUGAUUAUGGCCAACACCUUGAUCAUUCUCUCUAAAGGUAUGCCCCACACCAUGACAGCUUUUGGCCUGAAACAGUUCUUCAGUGAUUUGGGAUGUAGAUUUCUUUUCUAUUUUGACAGAGUGGGCAGAAGUAUGUCCAUAGUCUCUACCUGCAUGUUGAGUGUCUUUCAGGCCAUCACUAUCAGCCCCAGAAACUCUUGUUGUAAGGACCUUAAAGUAAAAGCUCCAAAGUCUAUUGGCCUCUUCAUUUCCCUCUGCUGGAUACUAUAUAUGGUAAUAAACUCAAUAUUCCCUAUGUAUAUUUUAUCUACUAAAUUUCACAGCAAAAACAGGACAGAAAAAAGAGAUUUUGAAUAUUGUUUUACUGAAGAUAGUGAUGCUGUCAUGGUCUUGUUGUAUGUAGCCCUAUUGGUAUUCCCAGAAGUUUUGCUUUCUGUGCUCAUCAUCUGCUCCAGUGGUUUCAUGGUUGUCAUCCUGUACAAACACAGGCAGCGAGUUCAACAUAUCCGCAGCACGAAUACUUCCUCCAGAGCCUCCCCUGAGUCCAGAGCCACCCAGAGCAUCCUCAUCCUGGUUUCUACAUUUUUGACAUUUUACACCCUCUCCUCUAUAGUACAUGCAUAUGCUGCUGUUCUGAGUAAUCCUUCUCCAUUGCUGUUGAGCAUCAACGGAGGAGUGAUGGAAAGAUCAGGGUGUGACUGCGAAUGGUGUGGUCGAGGAAGGACAGAGCAAGCAAACACAGGAAGUCUGGUAUGUCCUCGUCUUGGGACAAGGGAUCCUGUGUUAGAAACAGAUCCAGUGAUGGAGCAGACAAGGGAGAAUAAUGAUUUCUUGACUAAGAGAAGAACUAGAAACAUCACCUCACCUCCAAUGAUUACUUGUUAUGAAACAUACUGGUAA